UUCCGGCGGUGACGACCUACCCACGAGAACAUGCCUCUCGCAAAGGAUCUCCUUCAUGCCUCUACAGAAGAGGAGAACAGGAAACACAAGAAGAAAUGCCUGGUGCAGAGCCCCAAUUCCUACUUCAUGGAUGUGAAAUGCCCAGGAUCCUAUAAAAUCACCACGCUCUUCAGCCAUGCACAAACAGUAGUUUUGUGUGUUGGCUGCUCCACUGUCCUCUGCCAGCCUACAGAAGGAGAAGCGAGGCUUACAGAAAGACGUUCUUUCAGGAGGAAGCAGCACUAAAAGCACUCUGAAUCAAGAUGAGUGGGAAUCCAUCUCAAUAAACACAUUUUGGAU
Messenger RNA from Cebus imitator (Panamanian white-faced capuchin), 339 nucleotides. Its product is annotated as 40S ribosomal protein S27-like. Gene Ontology annotation, biological process: translation; ribosomal small subunit assembly. NCBI's taxonomy places the organism in Eukaryota, Metazoa, Chordata, Mammalia, Primates, Cebidae. The record is from RefSeq and is a predicted model, not a curated record. The transcript has a single exon. Gene Ontology annotation, cellular component: ribosome; cytosolic small ribosomal subunit. The coding region runs from base 31 to 285 and encodes 84 amino acids. Gene Ontology annotation, molecular function: structural constituent of ribosome; RNA binding.